AAAACCACCCCCUAACCACAGUGUUUAAACACCUAAUCCCACAAAUUAACAUAAACUAAUCAGCCCAUGUUACCAAAAAAGUCAACUUUGCUCUCUCUAAUUUUUUUUUUAAGUAACCUCUCUCUCUCUCUAAUUGAGCGACCCUUCUCAUCAACAUAAACUUCCAUCACUACCCACUCCAUUUUUUGGUCCCUUGUGAAGUCCCAACUCUCGAAGCCACACAGGACAAUCAUGAAGGCACCGAUGACACGGCGGUGGUGGUGUUGGUGGGCGGUGGUGGUGACUGUUAUCGUGGUUUUAAAACCGGCGAGAUCAGACCCACAAAUUGAGCUGAUAAAUGAUGGAUGCAGUCAGUACAAUGCCACCAACCUGUCGGAUUUUUUUAGCAACCUUAACGCCACCUUCUCGGACCUCAGAAACCAGCUUUCUACUGAAAAUAAGAAAUUUGCGACGGCGCAGCAAGCGAGGAGCUCCAACCCCGUCUACGCCAUGGCUCAGUGCCGGAACUACCUCUCCACGGCCGACUGUGUUGCUUGCUAUGACGCUACGGUGGCUCAGAUAAGAAACUGCUCGGCGGCGAACGGCGCUCGUGUUAUAUAUGAUGGGUGCUUUCUCAGGUAUGAGAGCAAUAGCUUCUAUGAUCAGACCACUCUCCCAGGAAACAGUCAAAUAUGUGGCAAUCGGACUGAGACUCAGGCAACAGCUUUUGAUACAGCAGUGACCGGGUUGAUAUCUGAUCUUGUAGUCGCAACACCCAAGAUUAAUGGUUUCUUUGCAGCGUCCCAAAGGGCAGUGGCCGGUGGGGGUGUAACAGUGUAUGCCAUUGCACAAUGCGCGGAAACUGUGAGCCAGACUGGUUGCCAAGAUUGCUUGACCGUGGCACGUGGUAACAUACAAGCUUGUCCUCCUAAUGCAGAUGGAACGGCUUUUGAUGCCGGGUGUUUUCUAAGGUACUCAGACACUGCCUUUUUUGCUGAUAACCAGACCAUCAAUAUCACGCCAUUCCUCGGAGGAGGAGGUUCAAGCAAAAAGAAAGCCAUUAUUGGGGGAGUGGUUGGAGGUGGAGGCUUUAUUUUGCUCAUACUCGGCAUCUUCCUGUGGUAUCAGUUAACAAAAGCACCAAAGGCAGCAAAAAGAAGAGGUAAUAUACUAGGGGCAACUGAGUUGCAAGGCCCAGAACAGUACAGCUACAAAGAUUUGAAAUCUGCAACAAAGAAUUUCAGUGAAGAAAAUAAACUUGGAGAAGGGGGUUUUGGUGACAUAUACAAGGGCACCUUGACAAAUGGAAAUGUUGUUGCUGUGAAGAAACUAGCCAUAGCCACUAGUAGAGCAAAGGCAGAUUUUGAGACUGAAGUGAGGCUUAUAAGUAAUGUUCAUCACCGGAAUCUCAUCCGUCUCUUGGGAUGCAGUACCAAAGGACCAGAUCUACUUCUUGUCUACGAAUUUAUGGCGAACGGAAGCCUUGACAAAUUCUUAUAUGGUGAAAAGCGAGGAGCUCUUAACUGGAAACAACGGUUUGAUAUAAUCUUCGGCACAGCUAGGGGCCUUGCCUAUCUACAUGAGCAAUUCCAUGUAUGCAUCAUCCACAGGGACAUAAAACCCAGCAAUAUUUUGCUGGAUGAUUUUUUCCAGCCCAAAAUUGCUGAUUUUGGUUUGGCAAAACUUCUACCUGAGGAUCAGAGUCAUCUUAGCACCAGAUUUGCUGGGACCUUGGGUUACACAGCUCCAGAGUAUGCCAUCCAUGGACAGUUGUCUGAGAAGGUUGACACAUACAGCUUCGGUGUUGUUGUUCUCGAAAUCAUAAGUGGCCGGAGGACCACAGAAGUGAUGAGUGAUGAGACUGUCUCUGAAUUCCUCCUUGAACAGGCAUGGAAACUGUACGAAGCUGGCAUGCAUUUGAAGUUGGUUGAUGAUACCUUAGACUCAAGUGAAUACAAUGCAGAAGAAGUGAAGAGAAUCAUAGAGAUUGCUCUGAUGUGCACUCAGUCACCCGUUUCUGCCCGACCAACAAUGUCCGAAGUCGUCGUUUUACUUUGUAGUGAUCGUUCACUAGAGCAGAGACCGCCGACGAGGCCUACCUUCAUUGACUCCGAUAAGAGAAUUGUUGUGGACACAACUACAUCGACGCAGUCGCUAACAUCCAAUGCCACUGCCUCAUUCACUGAGUUCGCCGGACGUUAGCCUGUCCAGAUCAAUGAAUACAGAAUCGAUUACAGGGUUUUCAUUUGUUACAGCUUGCUUCUCCACUAGCCAUGCCAUAUUAUCAUGAUCAAAGGGAAUUUCUUAGCCUUUUUUACGCGGCAAGCACUUACCCUAUCAAAAUGAAGUCAAAGCUUGUCCAAAUUAGUAAUAAAGGGGGCCCACUAGCCGCUGACGUUUUUGUUUUGAUGAAUUAAAGAUCCUGCUAGUUUAAAUUUUGUGACCAUGUCUGCAAAAAAUUGUGUUGUUUGUAAUAAGAACUUGACAUGUGUACUUUUUUUAGGAGUAAUCAGUUGUUUUACAUAUAGUUUCAAUUCUAUUAUUUCUCGAGGUAUCAAAUUUGAGUCUUAUUGUACGCCAGUUUUGUUUUAUGAAUGACCUUUGAUUGUAUAUAUCAUUCAUGUGUGAGAGGGUG
This is a messenger RNA of Ilex paraguariensis (yerba mate), 2614 nucleotides long. The record is from the annotation of a GenBank genome assembly. Lineage: Eukaryota; Viridiplantae; Streptophyta; Magnoliopsida; Aquifoliales; Aquifoliaceae.